CCAAUUCCAGAACGAGAAACACGCCCUAUAAAUACGAUCUCUUCUUCCUUGCAGCACUGUAAUAAAAUUACAAUUUUCAACUCACAAGCACAAGCACAAGCACGAGCACGAGCACAAACACAAAGCCUUUGCAGAAGAAUCUCCGCCAAGUAUCCGAAAUCAGACAAGGGUAGGGUUCUUACAAUCAUGAAAGCCUCUCUGAAGUUCCGCGAGGAGCACGAGAAGCCCCUCUUCAGGGCCAAGGUGCCCCUAAGCGUCUUCGGCAUGCCCUUCCAAUCCGGCGUCGUUGCGGGGGAAGCUAAAGAGCUCUCUCUCAGCCUCGCUUCGUUCUUCGACUCUGGGCCCUCCCUCAAACUCUCCUACCGCCCCAACGACUCCAAAAACCCUUUUUCUCUAACCGUAAAAACGGGAACCGGACCCUUCGGUUCCCCCCUCAGAAGCUCCAUGCUCAUGACCUGCGAAUUCUCCCUCCCCACGCGAACCGCUUCCCCGCUCUUCAUGCUCCACUUCAAGCCCCGCUUUGGCGACUUCACUUUCAAGAAGACUCAGUCCUCUGUCUUUGAUGGAAAACCCUUUGCCUCGCUAAAUCCUCAAAACGACGUCGUUCAGGACGCUCGCCACGAUUCCCCUGUCAUCGACCCUUCCUCCGCCGCCUCCAGCCUUCCGUUCCUCGACUCCGGCGCCGGGAUGUUCUCCGGCGUCGAGGUCGCCGCGCGGACCACGCUCCCCGUGCGAGGACGCGCCGCCGUCAAGUUCCGCUGGGGAGUUAGGGUUCCGGCGGAGCUCAAGGCGGGAAGCGCGUUCCGGAGUGUUCCGUUUCUCGUCAUGGACAAGAUCGGGGUUGAGCAUAUGAUGGAGUGCGCCGCCGAUUCGGAGAAGAAGCCGCCGCCGCCGCCGCCCGCGGCGGGGGNGGCGGCCCCGGGUGACGUGGCGGACGUGUGCCUGGCGGUGAAGCGGCAGAUGGAGAUUCUGCAGGCGGAGAACGGGCUGCUGCGGAGCGCCGUGGAGGAUCUCCGGCGGGAAAUCGUCGGCGUGCGAAGCGGAGGGUCGGAGUUUGGUGAGGGGAGAAACGGUGGCGCGAGGAAGGGCGAGAAGAAAACGACGUCGGAUUAUGGCGGUUUUAAUAAGUCGACGGAGGUUGAAGCGAGUGAGGAGUUGAAGAAAGCGUUGAUGGGAGGUGGUGGUGCUAGUAAUUUGAGUUCGUCCAAACGGAAUGCAAAUAAGAGUUAAUUGCGUUGAAUUGUGAAGAAUUUUUUCUCUUUUUUUUUGGGGGGGUUGAGGUUCAAUUGUGUUUUUUCUCUGUCGCAAUUUCUAGUUUCAGUUUUGAUGUUGCGAGUUUUUCUUCUUUGGUUUAUAUAUAUGUGUUAUGAUAUGAUGAUGAUAUAUGGGUUGGUUCGUCAAGGCAUGUUGUUGGAUUCAGUUUUGAAGUUAUGAAUGGAGGAUUAUGAGAAUAAGCAGAUUGAGAUUUUUAGUGGUUGGUUGGGUCGGUGUUUUGGUGUAGAUUGGCUAAUUAAUUUUUCACUGGAAAGGGAAUUCGUUCAUUUUAAUGUAUCUAUUCAUUUUGAUUCAUGUUAGGAAGUUCAACAUUGCAAGAUUACAACGCAAGGGGAGAACCUUUUUGUU
This is a messenger RNA of Cajanus cajan (pigeon pea), 1623 nucleotides long. NCBI's taxonomy places the organism in Eukaryota, Viridiplantae, Streptophyta, Magnoliopsida, Fabales, Fabaceae. The record is from RefSeq and is a predicted model, not a curated record.